Molecule: messenger RNA, 7052 nt
Organism: Rhipicephalus sanguineus (brown dog tick)
Lineage: Eukaryota; Metazoa; Arthropoda; Arachnida; Ixodida; Ixodidae
Gene: Fak
Product: focal adhesion kinase 1-like
Biological process (GO): signal complex assembly; protein phosphorylation
Cellular component (GO): cytoskeleton; focal adhesion
Molecular function (GO): protein tyrosine kinase activity; ATP binding
Source: RefSeq, a predicted model, not a curated record
UUGACGUGCGGUGGUGGACAUCUUUGAGAAGCCGCACGGAUUGGGUGGCUUUCGCACGGAUGCGUGUUGUGGAGGUUGAUGGAAAAAAAAGCAUCCCAAAUGCUCUGAAUGCACUCGCGUGGACACAGCAUCUCCAGCUCCGACUCGGGGAGCCGCUUUUCGACGCUCGAGAAGAAGAAGACCGUCUGUCCCAGACUGCAGGAUGAGCCGACGAACGAGUUACCGGGGCUCCGCGAUGCUGCUGCUGCCUCGCCCUGCCCUCCGCGCAAGCCUGUGCUCUCUCCGACGAGGACGGGAGGCGGCAGUCGCCCAACGUCGCCGCUUGCGGCACGAGCCGCUUCCGAUGCGCCCAUGUCCCCAUUGAAGGUCCACCUGUCCAAUGACACCUUCAAGGGAGUCAAAUGCGGUGAUGCGACGGACGUCAAGGGGAUCCUGCGGCUACUGUCGUCGCAGCUGUCGGAGAGGCCGCUGCCCCUGGAGUGCCUGUUGGCAUUACGCCUGUACCACCCGGCAUCCGGGGAAGUCCGGUGGCUCCACCAGGACACCACCAUGUUCCAAGUCGUCGAGAAGUACCUCCCACAGCACAACACCAGCGACUGGAGGUUUGAGCUAAGGGUACGCUACCUUCUCAGCAACUUGCAAGAAUUCCAUGACAAGGACCCCGUGCUCUUCACGUACUUCUACAGACAGGUCAAGAACGACUAUCUACGAAAGUGCGUGAAUGUGGAUCAGGACCUGGCGAUUUAUCUAGGCUGCUUAGAAAUUAGGAGGUUUUGCAAGGACAUGACCCACGGGGCGCUCGACAAGAAGUCCAACUACGAGCUGAUCGAGAAGGAGAUCGGGCUGCACAAGUUCCUUCCGGCUCACGUCAUUUCAUCGAACAAGCCGAAGAACCUGCGCAAGCUCAUCCAGGCGCAGUUCAAGAAGUGCUCGCAGCUCAGCGAGACCCAGUGCAUGAUGCGAUUCCUCGAGGUGGUGCGUCAGGUGCUGCCCUAUGACCGGGAGAGCUUCUCCUGUGCCCUGGGGACCGGUUGGAGCGUGCCCGUGGAGUUGGUUGUGAACCAGGAACUUGGCAUCGGCUACCUUACAGACCGAAAUGGACAGCUGAAUCAUAUAGCAAACUUCCAGCAGGUCCAGGCUAUUCAGACCAUAGUCAGCGACGCCAGCCCAAAGCCGGUGCUACAGCUGAAGAUUGCAGGGGCCUCAGAGGUGUUAAGCAUCUCCUGUCCUUCGCUGGCGGUUGCGGAGAGCAUCGCCGACUUGGUGGAUGGCUACUGCCGGCUAAUCCAAGGGACACAGGCUUCCUUCUGGAGCCGUAAAGAAGCCACUGUGGAAACUGACGAAGACGCACAUCCCCCCAAAUACAGGGCGGGCGUCAAACACAAGAAUCAUUCCAACCCCUCUGGUCCUAAGAAGCAGGGUGCUUCGGAGGACUAUGCUGAGAUCGUUGAUGAAGAAGGAGACUACUCAACGCCUGCAACCAAAGACUACGAACUUUGUCGUUCCCACAUCACACUAGGCGAGAUCAUCGGUGAAGGCCAGUUCGGAGAUGUUCACAAAGGGACGUACACUUCGAAGGCUGACAACCAGGUGAUACCGGUGGCCAUCAAGACCUGCAAGGUGGAGACGGAGGAUUCCAUGGGCGAAAAGUUUCUCGAAGAAGCCUAUAUCAUGCAGCAGUUUGAUCACCCCCACAUCAUCAGGCUCAUCGGCAUAUGCUCGGGCUCACCCAUCUGGAUCGUCAUGGAGCUGGCAAAACACGGAGAGAUGCGGGCCUAUCUGCAGAACAACAAACAUCGUUUAGACUUGGCCACUCUAAUUCAGUAUGCCUACCAGCUGAGCACAGCGCUGUCUUAUCUGGAAAGCAAGAAAUAUGUCCACAGGGACAUAGCAGCGCGCAACGUGCUGGUGUCGUCGCACGACUGUGUCAAGCUGGGUGACUUUGGCCUGUCCCGCUGGGUGGAGGAUCAUUCCUACUACAAGGCUUCUCGCGGGAAGCUGCCGAUCAAGUGGAUGGCACCGGAGUCCAUCAACUUCAGGCGCUUCACGGCUGCCAGCGACGUCUGGAUGUUUGGUGUGUGCAUGUGGGAGAUCCUCAUGCUGGGAGUCAAGCCCUUCCAGGGAGUCAAGAACAAUGACGUGAUCGGCCGCAUCGAGGACGGCGAGCGGCUGCCGCUCCCUCCCGACUGCCCUCCACGCCUGUACAGCCUCAUGUCCCAAUGCUGGUCCUACGAGCCGUCCAAGCGGCCCUGCUUCCGAGAUGUCAAGCAGGUGCUCAGCGAAAUUCUGGCCGAGGAACGGCAUCAGCUGGAGGACACCAUGCGGAGGGAGAACCGCCGUGUUCAGGCCAUGUCCUGGGGUUCUUCUGGAUCUGAUGAACCACCACCCAAGCCUUCCCGCCACCCUGUCGAUCGAGGGAGCCGCGCGCAGACGCCGACCCCGACUGUGGGCACCUACAUCGUGGCCCAGACGCCCGAGGUGCUGGCCCAGCUGCUGCAGGAGAACGAUGGCAGCCUGCCCCCGGCGUGGGCCUACGUGGCGCCGGCCUCGCCGACCAACACAUUCACGGUACAGGACCUAGCUGGCGGUGGUGCUCCGAGCGCCCCGGGCAGCGCACUGGGGAGCGGCGGCAGCAAUGCCGACGGCAGCAGCACGACGGGGGGUAGCAUGGCGGGAAGCACGACGUCGUCGUCGGCGUCCCCUCGGGGGGGCGCUGCUGCGGCGGCGGCAGGAGCAGCAGGUCAAAGGUCAAGCCUCGCCUCACAGGACCUCGUCCUAGAGCAGGAGAGUUACGACAACCUCGUGGACAACGACUCCCUGGAACAGAGGCUGCUGGAGAUGAAGCUGCAGAUGCAGCAGCGCGAGACUGAGGAAGACUCAAGGUGGUUGAGUCAGGAGGCAACCCACUUCGACCCGCUCCCGACGACACCCAAUCGCCCUCGAGCAUCGUGCAGCGACGCUUCGGACGCAGGGAGCAUAGGUGUUGCAAAUGGCACCAGCCCGUCUUCCCCAGUUGUAACGAGCCCAGGACCAUUCAACCAAGAUGAAGUUUCUAUGGGAUCACUAGAAUACUCCAUGGUAGACAAAAAACAUAAGAGCCCGAUUGUCCAGCAGUCACAGCCAUAUCCGCCUCCCCAGCCGGAGGUGAUGCCGGCCACUCAGCCUCCGACACUGGAGACCGACCGGACGAACGACCACGUGUACGAGUGCACGACCCGCGUAGUCCGUUCAGUCAUGCAACUCUCCCAGGGAGUCACCGAGGCCAGAGCGGAAGAGUACCUAGAACUGGUCAAGAAUGUAGGUUUGGAGUUGCGGAGCCUCUUGGCCAGCGUCGAUGAUCUCAUGACUUUCUUUCCCCUGUGGUCCAAGAAGGAGGUGGAGAUGGCUCACCGCGUCCUCAGCAAGGACAUGGCCAACCUGGUUCAAGCUAUGAAGCUGGCCAUCAAAUACUCAAAGACGACGCUCGACGCCGAGUACCGCCGCGGCAUGCUCAGCUCCGCGCACGCCCUCGCCAUCGACGCCAAGAACCUGCUGGACGUCGUCGACUCGGUCAGAGUUCGCAUCCAGAUGUCGCCGCCGGCGACACCCACGGCACCCCCUACGUUGUCUUCGCCCGUCGCGGUUUCGAACGGCCAGGCAGCGGCCGAGGACGAGGAGGCGGCGUCCUGCGAGCUGUGUACAACGAGAAGUUGAUGAGCAGGACUGUGAAGCAAACUACGAUGUCGCUUAACGAAUUGUAUCUUAUAUCGCGUGUGCAGCUAUUGCAUGUUUGAAUGAAAGGAAAAAGAAACUCGGGUACGAACCACUCGCGAGAGGCGUACAAAUUUUAAAGGGCACUCUCGUCAGGUUUUGUAGCGUAUUUCUCUCGAGUUUGAGGUUCUCUUCGACUCUCUCGCAGCGAAUAGGCGUGCAGCUGUACUCGUUGCUGCUUGCGAAAUACUGUCGAAAGCGCCUGCAACUGCUACGUAUCGUGCAUUUAUGUAGCAGCCGGGAUUGGCGAGACGUUUUCGUGCAACCAGAGAGAACGGUGCUGCCGAGAAGUUUGUUCUAGCAUAAAAUACAAACUGCACGUUUGUUUGGUAGGGGCACAGGCUCGUUGCUCCAAGGAAUGGGAACUGCAUUUUCUCAAGUUGCUGUUUCCCUGUCGUGUGUGGUACUCUCGGUGUAAAGCUCGCACGACACAUCCGGCGUACGUAACGUUCAGGCAGACUGUCUCGAGUCGUGCUGUUGUUUGCGGGGACCAUGUCUGUCGGUUGACAGGAAGGUAGUGACGGAAAUAUAACUUUUAGCAUCUGAGUACCAGCAGCAUUACUUUUACUCAUGAUCAGCUGAAGUCCUCUUUAACCUGUAAGGAUAAACCAACGAACUAGGUUACAUAGCUUUUACAAAUGAUACUGGAAACAAGUAUUUAACCAUAAGAAGAACCAGAUGUUGUUCUUAUUGGAGAUUAUAUUCCAUCGUUGAGUGACUAUCACUUGGCCAAUUGCUUAGCUGUCAGGCUCUUCGAAACGUAUUGUUAGUCUGCCUUAAGACAAAAGCAGACUUUGGCUUGGUAUUUAGCACCCCUGAUUAACUUGCCCAGUUGGCGUCUAAUUAGAUUGUCAGCGAAAGGACCUGCCCCUCUUAUGAAUAUUUAUUGUGAGAGUUAUCCGCUGACUGUUUUGAAAGAAUAACUGUUUUAUUUAGAUGCCAACCACGUGUGUAGGAAGCAGCAAGAGCUUUCUGCUGAGCUGUUGCCUCUUGAAAGUGCACGUAUUACCUCGAACGUUCAGUGCCUGAUUAGAAAGUGUCGAGGAUCAGUAAGAAAACAGGUUCUAUCUCGCAGGAGGCGGUAGCCGCGAGAGUAAUGCAAGCAGAUGUUAAAGAGACGGUGAACCGGUGUCAAUGUCGAGCAGCUAAGGGACGGAAACUGUCGCAUCAAUAUUAAAGGACCCAUCUUCUUGCGAACUGCAUUAAAUCGCUCCGAUUACCCUGGGCCGGGUAUAGUGUGUGUACGACGGCAGCUACGUGCUUGUUCGCCAGCUUUUUUUAAAACUACGCAGCUUAGUGCGCGUUCUUGCUGUCUGAUGUUUUUUUACACAAUCAUCUCUUGUUUGCUUCGGUCAUCACCCAUUUUUCAUGCAGAGCAGCUACCGCUAAAAAAAAAGAGAGAGAGAAAACUGUUUAUUUCUGCAAUCUCCCAUAGGUGUCCUAAAUGCUUUGUGUUUACAGGGCCUCUUUGACCUUUUUGUUACUUGUAGGCUGCAUACUGGAUGGUGGACGCUACAAAGAAAUCUUUGUAGUUGCCUUUCCAUAAUGGCAUACCAAAUGUUCUCACUGUGCUUUCAGUGUAUAAAGAGUCCUGAAUUGUAUGUAUACUUCUUCCUAUCAGUUCACAGUGAUGUCAAGGACAAAUUUAAUUCACUUCAUGUUUCUGGCGAGAAAUGCACACUUUGGUUGGCCGGAAACACUCAGAUUGAAUUUGAACAAUGUAACAAACUAUGUAACAAAAGCAGAAAGGUAGAAUAAUAAUUAUUUAUUUAGCUUGCCUAGGAACAAUUGUAACCCCUUUAUCCUGACGCACGUGAGCAAACUUAUUAUUUUAAUUGCAGUUGCACUUCGCCUUCCACCACAACAACCAGUCUUGCACGUCAAUUCAUUCCACCAAUGACUGCCGUUUUAAGCUGCCAUUCAUAUUACCACAUAGCUUACAUUUCUUUCACGAUUGUGAGUGUCGAAGGAUUCAUUGCGUACGUCUACGUAAAUUGAGAAAAACCACUCGCUACUGUCUUCCUCAACGUGUUUCUUUUUUUAGGGAAGUGUAACCAAACAGUUAGCUUUUUGCUAAGCGAGAAGAAUAGGCCUGCAUUCAGAUUAUUGGCAAAGCAAUGAAUUUUAUAAAAUCUAACUAAUAUUCUCGGCGAAGAACUAGGGAAUCAAAGGGUUAACUUGUGGCUUCAAAGAUGGCUCCUAAGGUAACAAAUAUGGCUUCAAAGGUGACACACUCUGACAGUGCUUCACUUCUAGGCAGACACAAAGGAACCAAUUCUUGCCCUGUAAAUGCAAAUGCAUUUAAACGAAUCCAUGUAUUUGGCAAUGCUAACUACAGCCUGCGCAUCAUCUAGCUAUCUUUCCAUUCGCGAGGCGCGUCACUUUUAUAAGUAUACUUAGCACUUCAAUCUAAGGUGUGGCUUAGGUGUAAAAGCGAGAAUGCUUGUGAGAUGGACACAUUGUGAUCGUGAGUGGCUACGUGCGGCAGUGGUCGUACACUUUUUCAACUGCAGCUACUUACUCGAAACGUGCGGAAUGUUUUUUAGCAUUUCGAGCCCUUUCAUUUUUCGGCAGCAGCAAUGGCAGCACUUGUACCGCAUUUCGAACUUGUCACCAUAUUCACCAGCCUUCCCACAUUAACAAAACGGGUUGCACCUUUCUGUUCAUACUUCUCUUGAGGCGGUGCAUAAUUUACAAUGCUGCGAGCCUUUGUGUGGGAGAGAAGUCGCUUGAGAACGACCGCAAGUGACAUAAUGAUGGCAGAUGCGCACGAGGGACUUAUUUAACAUAGCUAUAUGCAAGUUUUUUCAGAAACCUUUUCGUAAGCAAUGUUCUGGCGCUUUUAUUCACAUUGUCGCAAGACUGUGACGCUAUAUACAGAUGUUGUAUCUCUGGUACCUAUUUAUCUCCUGAGAGACGUGCUGUCCCGCAUUGUAUCGGGAAGAGAGCACCCACUGGUGAUAAAGCGUGUCGACGCGGGAAAACGUUUUAACGAGUACAGCGUACACUUCUAACUCUGGCUUGCAAAAAAAAAUGGCAGCAAACUAGUCACUGUGCGAACUUACCACAUUGUAAAUUGAAAAGCCCCGACAUCUUUGUUUUUUUAACAGCGAAAUAUUGCGUUUCUCUUAUAACCUGUGCUGUAUACACGAUAAACAGUAAUGGACAUGCUACAUGGCCUUUCUCACAACACUUUUUUUUGUCUUCGAUAUAUCGGCAUGCAUGUGUGUGUAUGUCAUGUUCACAUGUUAAUAGAACUUAUUAAAUUCAAUUCGAAGUGACGGUGUGGUCUGAUUUCGUGU